Carassius auratus (goldfish) is the source of this 2247-nucleotide messenger RNA. Its product is annotated as gastrula zinc finger protein XlCGF57.1-like. NCBI's taxonomy places the organism in Eukaryota, Metazoa, Chordata, Actinopteri, Cypriniformes, Cyprinidae. The coding region runs from base 145 to 2163 and encodes 672 amino acids. Gene Ontology annotation, cellular component: nucleus. The record is from RefSeq and is a predicted model, not a curated record. The transcript is spliced from 3 exons. Gene Ontology annotation, molecular function: RNA polymerase II transcription regulatory region sequence-specific DNA binding; DNA-binding transcription factor activity, RNA polymerase II-specific. Gene Ontology annotation, biological process: regulation of transcription by RNA polymerase II.
UUAGUUGGUUUGCCAACCGCCAUUAAAACAACAGAAGAAGAAGACGACGAAGCAGAAGAAGGAUCUCGCGUCGCGCCUCGGCUUUCUUCUGAGGUGUGUAUCCCUCGGUGUGUGUGUGCUUCUCAGUCUCUGACUGAUGAAUGAAUGAACGCUGGAGUGUUUUCAUCUCCUGAAGAUCACACAGAGAUCAUGAAUGAAGCAGAAGCAGAGUCCUGCAGGAUCAAGCAGGAGGUCAUCGAAGAAAAGAUAGACCUGAUGGAAGGGAUCAAGGAGAUAGAAGAAGUGAUUGAAGCAAAGAAGAAACAUCAUGACAUCGAAACUGAUGAAACAUCCUUGAGUCCCUCGUGGGAAACAAGACCCAAAAUAUGCUUAAUUUGCCCUCAGUGUGGAGAGAUUUUCACAUCCGAAGAAAGUCUUAAUCUUCACAUAAAAUGUAAAAGUGGAAUGAAGCCGUACGCAUGUGAUCUCUGCGAGAAGACUUUCAGUCAAAAAGCAAACCUUGCCACACACAAGAAAAUCCACACUGACGAGAAGCCACACGCAUGUGAUCUCUGCGAGAAGACUUUCAGUCAAAAAGCAUACCUUGCCAGACACAAGAAAAUCCACACUGACGAGAAGCCACACGCAUGUGAUCUCUGCGAGAAGACUUUCAGUCAAAAAGCAAACCUUGCCAGACACAAGAAAAUCCACACUGGAGAGAAGCCACACGCAUGUGAUCACUGUGGGAAGACUUUCAGUAAAAAAGCAAACCUUGCCAGUCACAAGAAAAUCCACACUGGAGAGAAGCCACACACAUGUCAUCACUGUGGGAAGAAGUUCAGAAUUAAAGAAAACCUGAAUAUUCACAUGAAAAUCCACACUGGAGAGAUGCCGUACAUGUGUGAUCAGUGCGGGGGGAAAUUCAGACAAAAAGGAAACCUCAAUAUACACAUGAGAAUCCACGCUGGAGAGAGUAAAACCACUGAAGAUAAACCGCACACAUGCAGUCAGUGUGGCAAGAGAUUCAGAGAAAAACACAGACUCAAUCAACACAUGAAAAUCCACACUGACGAGAAGCCACACACAUGUCAUCACUGUGGGAAGAAGUUCAGAAAUACAGGAAACCUGAAUAUUCACAUGAAAAUCCACACUGGAGAGAAGUCAUUCAUGUGUGAUCAGUGCGGGAGGAAGUUCAUACAUAGAGGAAACCUCAAUGCACACAUGAGAAUCCACGCUGGAGAGAGUUUAGAUAAACCGCACACAUGCAGUCAGUGUGGAAAGAGAUUCAGACAAAAACACCUCCUCGAUCAACACAGGAGAAACCACACUGAAGAGAACCCACACACAUGUGAUCUCUGUGGGAAGAAGUUCAGAAAUACAGGAAACCUGAAUGAUCACAUGAAAAUCCACACUGGAGAGAAGCCACACACAUGUCAUCACUGUGGGAAGAAGUUCAGAAAUACAGGAAACCUGAAUAUUCACAUGAAAAUCCACACCGGAGAGAUGCCGUACACGUGUGAUCAGUGCGGGAGGAAGUUCAGACAUAAAGGAAACCUCAAUAUACACAUGAGAAUCCACGCUGGAGAGGGUGAAGAUAAACCGCACACAUGCAGUCAGUGUGGAAAGAGAUUCGGACAAAAACACCGCCUUCAUCAACACAUGAGAAUCCACACUGGAGAGAAACCGCACUCGUGUGAUCACUGCGGGAAGAAGUUCACACGAAAACAGCUACUUAAUGAUCAUAUAAAGAUCCACACAGGAGAAAACCUGCACACCUGUGAACAGUGCGGGAAGAGUUUCAGAAUCUUAAGUGUUUUCAAAUUACAUCUGCUCCAUCAUUCUAGAGACAGGAUCUAUAACUGUGACCAGUGCAGUAAAAGGUUUUUUAGGCCAGAUAACCUGAGGCACCACAUGAAAACACAUUCAGAGGAGAGGCCUUACGUGUGUUAUUUGUGUGCAAAGAGCUUUAAAUAUAUGGAUUGUUUAAAAAAACACCUGAAAAGACACAGCGGUGUGAAGGAUCAUACUUGCUCUGAGUGCGGAAAGACUUUCUUUACACUUUCUGCACUGAAACAGCACCAGACCGUUCACACCGGAGAAAAACCUUACCAGUGUUCACACUGUGACAAGAGAUUCAGUAUUUUAGGAAACCUGAAAAGACAUGAGAGUGUUCACACUAGCUAGAAGCCCUAUCACUGCUAGUCCUGUGAAGAGUUUCAUCUGAUUAUCUUCUCUACUCAGUCAUACGAAUAAAACAUAUUCAGAUCU